Molecule: messenger RNA, 1358 nt
Organism: Galleria mellonella (greater wax moth)
Lineage: Eukaryota; Metazoa; Arthropoda; Insecta; Lepidoptera; Pyralidae
Exons: 3
Coding region: 426-1181 (251 amino acids)
Source: RefSeq, a predicted model, not a curated record
UGUAUUAAUUAUUUUGUUGUAUUUAUAUUGUCGUUUUAUUAGUAUACAAUAUAUUUUGUUUAAUUUCGUAAAUAUAUUGUAGGUAUUUUAUACUUUUUUUUUUUUUAUUUGAAAGAUAACGUUUAGAAACUAUAGUAGAAUAUUAGUAACAUAAUAUGUAUGUGUAGGUAUGAAUAAUUUACAGUAUUUUGUUAAUUGCAAUAAGUUACAACUGCACUGAUAUUUAAAAUUAAUAGCUACUCAUUAAAUAAUUGAUAGCUAUAAUAGAAAAGCAAGUUGCUAAUAAUUUUGUAAACUAAUUUCUUCGAAGGAAAUCCAUUAAUAGUUUGAUGUAUGUAUUUAAACUUUUGAUAAUAAAUUUUAGUUCAUUAAUCAGUAGUUCUUGCUGUGAAGUGGAGUGAAAUUAUAAAUAGAAAUUAAUUAAAAUGAACGUUCAAGUGUUGAUUUUUCUACAUAUAGUACUCAUUGUUGUCGAUGCAGAAUUAAGUAUUUUCUCGAAACCUGUUGUUAAUUUAUAUACAAAUCCAAUGACAACGACAACUCAAAAAUUACCAGAUAUUAGACAAAAGCAAUUGAUUUUUCCAAUGAAAUUGGGCAAAUUUGUAAUAACGUCGAAACCUCAUUCAAAUAUGCAAAUGUAUACGCCGCGUUCCACUAUGAUGACAAAAAUGUUUCAAAUGAAAAAUAUUAAAUCUUAUAUUGAAAAAUCUGUACAGACUGAAUUUAUUCCAGUAACUAGACUUACACUGCUGAAAUCUAUGGAAUUCACUGUGAAUCCUUUUAUUGAACAAAUUCCUCGACAAAUAGUAGACAGAAAACUUAAUGUAAUUUUAAAAGAUCAAGUGAAGUCAGAAGGCCCACAGGAUCAUAUAAGAGAUGAUAAUAAAAUUUUUGAAAAAUCAGAUGUAAAUAAUGAUGACUGGGAUAUUGCAACAGAUGUUGUAGAUAUUUUUGAAGAAGAUCUGUCUGAAACAGAUAGUCAAAUAAAUGAAGAAUCAACUCAUGAAAAAUUAAAUACUGAAUUACCUAUUCAAGGACUUGGAAAAGGAACUUAUUGGAGUAAUGUUCAUGUUCCUUCUGAUACUUCUAACGAAAUAAUUGAUAAUAGUGAGUUUAUAUUCAUAAAAGACCUGGGAAAAAUAACCAACAAAGACCAAUUGCUUGAUAACGUGACGAAAUGAACAUGAAGAAAGAGUGACAAAUGUGAUGAAUAACUCUAAAUUAAGGUCGAAAAGACAUACCAACAAUAAUGUAAUUGAAGAGGAGAAUUUUGGUACAACAAUCUCAGGAUUUAAGUUUACUGGGCGAGAUCGCGACGCUCGUCUACAUAGCGAAUUGAUUUUCAAAAAUAUUCAUGU